Engraulis encrasicolus (European anchovy) is the source of this 2356-nucleotide messenger RNA. RefSeq names its product solute carrier family 29 member 4a (gene slc29a4a). The transcript is spliced from 10 exons. NCBI's taxonomy places the organism in Eukaryota, Metazoa, Chordata, Actinopteri, Clupeiformes, Engraulidae. Gene Ontology annotation, molecular function: monoamine transmembrane transporter activity; nucleoside transmembrane transporter activity. Gene Ontology annotation, cellular component: plasma membrane. The record is from RefSeq and is a predicted model, not a curated record. Bases 128 to 1696 code for a protein of 522 amino acids. Gene Ontology annotation, biological process: nucleoside transmembrane transport.
GGCGUGUCUGACUGGAAAGGAGAGAGUGACCAGGGGAAGGCUGUCACCUCUUGUCUAGCCCAGAGGAAGGGGGUGUGUGAGCUGCCGGUUCUGCACCAGAACAGGGGUCCGACCAGUGGCGGCGGCGAUGGGCUCCAAGGGGACGGAGAGGCGUAAACACCACACGCCGGCACAGACCCCCGAGGGCAACGUGGUGAUGAGCUUCAGCUUCGAGAGCUACCAGCUGGAGGAGGAGGACUGCCACGCUAAAGACAUCUCCGACAAAGGAGUGCUGGCUCUAUCUGAGCCUGCUUUUGAAGAACCAAUCCCAGAUGACCGUUACCAUGGGAUCUACUUUGCCAUGUUGUUGGCUGGAGUGGGCUUUCUGCUGCCUUACAACAGCUUCAUCACGGACGUGGAUUACCUGCACCACAAGUUUGAAGGCACGUCCAUAGUGUUUGACAUGAGCCUGACCUACAUCCUCAUUGCCUUGGUGGCCGUCAUACUGAACAAUGUGCUGGUGGAGAGACUGAGCCUGCACACCAGGAUCACAGUAGGGUACAUCUUUGCUCUGGGGCCUCUGCUGUUUGUCAGCAUCUUUGACGUCUGGCUGGAGCGCUUCACCACCAAGCAGGCCUACGUCAUCAACCUAGUGGCCGUGGGAGUGGUGGCCUUUGGAUGCACAGUGCAGCAGUCAAGUUUCUAUGGCUACAUGGGGAUGCUGCCGAAGAGAUACACACAAGGAGUGAUGACAGGAGAAAGCACUGCAGGGGUCAUCAUCUCGCUGAGCCGCAUCUUCACCAAGCUGCUGAUCAAGAACGAGAGGAAGAACACCAUCAUCUUCUUCCUCAUCUCCAUCACCAUGGAGCUCAUGUGCUUUGUGUUGCACCUGCUGGUGCGGCGCUCGCGGUUUGUGCAGCACUACACCAGCCUGGCCCGCCAGGGCAUCAGCCACCCCAAGGAGCACUCGCAUCCACACCCCUCCGGCACCAGCUACCAGGUCCACCAUGAUGUCAUUACAGAGGAUGUAAGAUUUGGCAAUGGUGCAGUGGGCGGAUCUCCUCCCGAGGAGGGGGAGUAUGGAGGAGGGAACGCCUAUGUGAGAUUUGACAUUCCGAAGGCUAAAAUGAAGAGGAGCUGGCCGGGAUUAAGGGACAUGAUUCUGCAUCGGUAUGUGGUGGCACGGGUCAUCUGGGCCUACAUGUUGUCCAUCGCCAUCACCUACUUCAUCACGCUGUGCCUGUUCCCGGGGCUGGAGUCGGAGAUCCGCAACCCCAAGCUGGGGGAGUGGCUGCCCAUCCUCAUCAUGGCCGUCUUCAACAUGUCCGACUUUGUUGGCAAAAUUCUAGCCGCGCUGCCCUAUGAAUGGAACGGCAGCCGCCUGCUCUUCUUCUCCUGCCUGCGUGUGGUCUUCAUCCCCCUCUUCAUCAUGUGCGUGUACCCGGUGCAGAGGCCCACGCUGGGCCACCCGGCCUGGCCCUGCAUCUUCUCCCUGCUCAUGGGCGUCACUAAUGGCUACUUUGGCAGUGUGCCCAUGAUCCAGGCAGCGGGGAAAGUGGCGCCAGAACAGAGGGAGCUCGCAGGCAACACGAUGACGGUGUCCUACAUGACGGGGCUGAUGCUGGGCUCGGUGGUGGCCUAUGCAGCCUACAGCUUCACUGUCCCAGGCUCCGGCGCCCACCCAGAACCCGGAUACAACUUCACUCUGGGCUACUGACUGUCUGUCUGUCUGUCUGUUCGGGUCUGAUGAGGACCUUCCCGGUGCCAAAACAAGUUAAUGAUGUCCAUUCCAUUUAAAGGAGAGAGAGAAAAAACAAAUCAACAGCAGCAUUCACAGGGUGGCAGUUAUAUGCUUUGAUAUAGCCAGAUCAUAGGGGGGGAAAUAUAUCAGUCAUCUAUACACAGCGCAGGUCCUGGGCCUUGCUACCACUUGGAUUUGCAGAGAAUGUAGUCAGUGAGGCAGAACAGGCCGUAGAGUUUUAUAAAGAAAUAGAUGUAUUAUGCUGCAUUGUAUUGCCUCUCUAAGAGUAGAUUUUGUUCCGCUGUAAAAAAGAAAUGACAUGCCGUAUGUGCGCCCUCUUGUGUCCAACGGGUGAAUGUCCUCUAUUUGCUGGUAAGUUUUAUUGGUUUCAUUUAUUUAUUAUUUGGAGGAUCAACAUGGCUGUCAUGUGCAUUUUUGUUGAUAUAAGAAAUGCCCUGGAAAUGAGGUUGUGCCGGCAUAUUUUUGUCUCUUAAAAAAUGUGUAUAAGCUUUAUGUAUUUGAUACGCGUCCAAGUCUACAAGUGAUUAAGGAAAUGUGUUUACUGUAACCUUCUGUAAGAAUCUGUCUUAAGAUGGAGCCUGAUUGACUUACCUCUUUGCUAAUGCAAGUUGAAUG